UCAGUUACUGUAGCUCUCACUGUUGCGGGAAAAGCUGUUCACCGACUGACUGGACAUUUACAUCAGACGAAAUAGCUGGGUUUGAAAGCGAAACAUCAAGUCAACGUGGAUUUGCAGUGGCUAAUAUAUUACAUUGUUUAAGAAGGGGCGGCAGUAGGAGAAACAGACCAUGUCUCAGGACAAGAACAGCUACCCUGGGGUUAUGGGGGAGAACAACCCCCUCCACAACAACAUCUACGGACCGCCCCAGCCCGGGUUCGGGAUAGCCCCUCCCAACUACACCCCGGCCCCAGUGCAAGCUCCAUACCCUGGCCAGCCUGUAGCCUAUGGCCAGCCUACACCAUACGAUCAGCCUGCACCCUAUGGUCAGCCUGCACCCUAUGGUCAGCCCGGGUUUCCUCAGGGAGGCCUCGGGUUUGGACAGGGACCCUACCCUCAGAUGCCCUAUCCCCAGGGCCCCUACCCCACAGGGCCCUACCAGCAACCUGCACAGCCAGGGUUCCCUGGUGACCCCAACACUUCCAUUGGUGACGGUUACCAUGGGGAUGUGCCGCCAUCUUACUACGACAACGAGGAGUUCACCAACUCUGGCUUUGAGGACAAGAGCAUCCGACAGGCGUUCAUCAGAAAGGUGUUCCUGGUGCUGACCGUUCAGCUGAUGGUCACCACCGCCUUCGUGGCGGUCUUCACCUUUGUGGACGACGCCAAGUUGUUUGUGCGGCGUAACCCCUGGACAUACUACGUGUCCUACGCAAUCUUCUUCGUGUCUCUCAUCACCCUCAGCUGCUGUGGAGAGUUCCGGCGCAAACACCCCUGGAACCUGGUGGCAUUGUCCAUCCUGACCCUGAGUCUGUCCUACAUGGUGGGGAUGAUCGCCAGCUUCUACGACACGGAGACCGUCAUCAUGGCCGUGGGCAUCACCGCUGUGGUCUGCUUCACUGUGGUCCUCUUCUCACUACAGAGCAAGUAUGACUUCACUUCCUGUCGGGGCGUUCUUUUCGUGUGUCUGAUCGUCCUGCUGCUCUUCUCCAUCCUCUGCAUCUUCAUCCGCCACAGGAUCCUCCACAUCGUCUACGCCUCCCUGGGAGCCCUGCUCUUCACCUGCUUCUUGGCUGUGGACACCCAGCUCCUCCUGGGCAACAAGAAGCUGGCUCUGAGUCCAGAGGAGUACAUCUUCGCCGCUCUCAACCUCUACACAGACAUCAUCAACAUCUUCCUCUACAUCCUGGCUCUCGUGGGCCGUUCCCGUGAGUGAUGUAGCGGCGCCCUCUAGGGGAAAGGGAGAGGAAGGCAGCCAGGAGGACUGAAUGAUGCUCUUUUCCCCUCGCUGUCUUUUUGUAUGAUUUGUUCCACUUUUUGAGGUUCCCUCUCCCAUUUGUAUGUUAAACCUCCCCGCCUUCACCCCACCCCCUUCAGGAGAUGAAUUGGGUGACAGAAAAAGGGGUUCUGUCACCUAUAGCAGCAGGCCUGUCAUAGAGCGCAGCAAAGAACACUUAUGAAGUUAUUUAUUUAAAAUUCUAUUUAAGUAUGUUAUUGUAAGUUAUUCUGAUAUUAUUAUUUUAUUUUUUUCUACAUUCCUUGUUUGUUUUUACGCAUUCUGCUUGCUCUGUCCUCCUUGGCAAUCUGCUUCUACUUACAGAGAGAUUGUAGCUAACUAGUAUAUCACUUCUGAACAACAUUAGCUGAACAAACACUAUAGAACUCUCCUGUCCUCUGCGAUUUUGGCGCUCUUCCUUGCCUUGUAGAUGAAGCACUGUAGAGAGAUUGAGAGGCAAGAAAGUUUUAUGGUAUCUGAUAGAGAGAGCAGCGCUGUGAUGCAGGCCAGCGCUUUUUAAGGAGGAAACGUAGAAACUAGAAACAACACCUUUCCUGCUAUAUUCUCCCACUCUGGUCUUCCCUUGUUUUCCUGCCAAUGUAAAGUAACUCUGCAUGGCACCUGAAACACAGCUGAGAUGAGCUGAAUAGAUUCAUAAAAACCCUUCAGAGGGAUACCUCUCCUAGCCUGCUUGUUACGUAGCUGUACAUAGAUAUGUGUGAACUGUAUAUGACGCUUAGUUCCCUAACCAGCUCUCUCUAGGCAUAAUAAUAAUAAUAAUAAUAAUAAUAAUAAUGCCUGGGGAGUGUAUGGCUGUGAUGCUCACUCAAUGUAUAUGAUGACAUCACUACGCAUCGCUAACCAGUACAAAGACCAAAACUCGAAUAAGAUGUGAAUGGCAGAGCACCCAGCUAUUAAAGCGAGAUGGCGCACCUCUUACCCACUCGUUUGUGUUGUUAACAUGGAUGUUCAACACUAAUACACAUGAGUAUAUGUGUAAUUGAGAUGCUUUUGUAGAAGCUAAGUGUGGAAUGUCCCAUUGGCUUCUUUUGGAUAAAUGUUUUCCCUCUUA
Messenger RNA from Coregonus clupeaformis (lake whitefish), 2387 nucleotides. RefSeq names its product protein lifeguard 1. Bases 170 to 1255 code for a protein of 361 amino acids. The record is from RefSeq and is a predicted model, not a curated record. Gene Ontology annotation, cellular component: membrane; endoplasmic reticulum; Golgi apparatus. The transcript has 7 exons. NCBI's taxonomy places the organism in Eukaryota, Metazoa, Chordata, Actinopteri, Salmoniformes, Salmonidae. Gene Ontology annotation, biological process: negative regulation of apoptotic signaling pathway.